AUGGGCCAGAGGCACAACCGGCGUCGCACCCGUCCGCGCUCUCGAAACCGCAGCAGCAGCAUCACCAACAACAACAACAAUAAUCACCCCAACCUUAUCGAAGCUUUCUCCCGACCUCUCAAUCCAGUCCUACCUUCGGCGGCCUUCGACUACCAUGAAACCCCCGCCCCAACCUGGCACUAUGGGGAUCUCACAUGGCAGACUCGACAUCGCACGAUGAGGCUGGAAACUCCCAACAUAGAGGCAGAGCAGUGUCGACUUUUUGGUGGUGAACCCGGUGACGAUGUGGGCCUUUGCUAUCGGAUGAUGGAGUAUUUCGGUGGACUUGAUUACAUCGACUGUCCCCAGUCUCUGAACGCACUACCUGGAUGA
Messenger RNA from Aspergillus uvarum CBS 121591, 372 nucleotides. RefSeq lists its product as uncharacterized. The coding region runs from base 1 to 372 and encodes 123 amino acids. The transcript is spliced from 2 exons. Lineage: Eukaryota; Fungi; Ascomycota; Eurotiomycetes; Eurotiales; Aspergillaceae. The record is from RefSeq and is a predicted model, not a curated record.